Achroia grisella is the source of this 3338-nucleotide messenger RNA. It is a transcript of the gene scat, whose product is annotated as vacuolar protein sorting-associated protein 54. Gene Ontology annotation, molecular function: syntaxin binding. Bases 122 to 2782 code for a protein of 886 amino acids. Lineage: Eukaryota; Metazoa; Arthropoda; Insecta; Lepidoptera; Pyralidae. Gene Ontology annotation, cellular component: GARP complex. Gene Ontology annotation, biological process: retrograde transport, endosome to Golgi; Golgi to vacuole transport. The record is from RefSeq and is a predicted model, not a curated record. The transcript has 2 exons.
AUUUCAUUUGAUUACAUUAUAUACAUGUAGGUAAUAAUAUUCUCAUGACAUAUGUUUAUAAUUACAAUUCUCUAUAAAUUUUAAUAUUUACUUUACAUCAACACGGAUAUUCGAAGAUGUUAUGGAGAACAAUUCUUCCUAUUCUGAGAAAACGCCUUCAUGGCAGAAUUGCAUCUACUGCCCAAGUUUACUGUUCUCUACUGCAUCAGAAUUUGAAAGGCAUAUCCAAGACAAACACAGUAUAAGAGAUGGAUCCAUCAUUUUGUGUCAAUAUGGACAGAAUGGUAUAUGUUCAGCAUUGCAGUUUGGAGAUUUAAGGAAAGCAGGCUUUAAGUAUCAUGUCAGAGAACACCAUUUAUAUGCCAAGAAUGUUACAGAUGAUUGGACAUUUUAUUCAUCAUCACAAAAUCUGCCAGCAGUAUUAAAUGACCCUAACAAAGGUAAACAAACUAACUUUUUUACCAAAACAUGGGGUGAUAAUUUUAUAGAUAAAGUUGAUAUAUAUCCUAGUCCUUAUUUACCUGAAAUCACCUUGGCACAUUUUGAGGCAUACUGUAAGAAAAUUGCUAAAAGAUAUCGUAGACAUUGUAGAUUUAAAGAGAAUGUUCCAGUGAAGACAAAGACACCUACAGAGGAAAAUCAUUUUGAGAUACCUAGUAUAUUUUAUGAACAUUCAUUACCUUUGAGUGAUCCUAAGGUAUUUAGUAAGGUCUUCCCAUCUCUUAGCAAUACAGAGGACUCUAGUACGGCUAUACGAUCUUUACAGGAAACAUUAAGCACAUACCUUGAUGUGAUUGAAAUGAAAAUAUCAAAACAAGUUGCUUUAAAAUCUGAUGCCUUUUUCCAUGCUAUGCUAUCUCAUGAUACUAUUAUGGAGCAAAUGGCCAGAGCAGUAAGGACUGUUUGUAAGACAAGGAAAAAUAUUACUGAAGUGAAAGAGAAUUUGACUGAUUGCCCUUUAAAGUUAAUAAGUUUAACAAGAAUCAAUCAGAACAUGAGUAAUGUUCAUGAACUAUUGAAAUUAAUGGGGACUGUCCAACAAACACAACCAAUGAUUCAACUUCUAUUAAGCACUUCAGAUUAUGUGGCUGCGCUAGACUUAAUUAGUUCCACACAAAAAGUAUUAUUAACUCGUCUUUCAGGCAUACAAGCAUUUCGUCACUUAUCACCACAGUUAACUGAAAUGAAAAGAUUAAUCCAUAAAAUGCUUAGUAAUGAAUUUCAAAGAUUUAUUAUAGCUGAUUUAAAUAGACCUCCAGGUGAUUGUACAGAUAUCCCAGAAAGAGAUAAAAUUGUAUCUAUUGUGUCAGGAAUACUUCGGUUGAAGGAAUUUGAUUUUUUAGAUACUUUUAAAAUUGAAGCAAUGACAUCAAUUCAGGCUACAAUUAAACAGUGUGUUAUAGAAAUCAUUUCAGAGAGAGAUGGUAAUACAGAAAUUGUUUUAAGAGGGUCUAAUGCAGACAAUACAUCACUGCUAUGUAAUGAAGGCAUUAUAUUUCUUGAGAAAGUAACACCACAUUUAAUUAACUUGUUCAAUAGAAUUUUGUCUUUAAAUAAUUUAAUUUUAGAAAUAACACAAAUGGAAGAUAUAACUGGAAAUGAAAGUGAAGAUGUAUGGACACCUGAGGAACUGGUGUCAGUAGAUGAAAAAUUAAAAAAAAUAAUUGCUUCAUUGUCUGACUACUGUAAUGAACGAUGUGCAAAUUUAAUUGUAAUCAAAACAGAUAAAGAUUAUGUAUUUUCAGAUUUAUCUCAAUUAUCAAAGUUGUCCCAACUUAUUGAUGUUUUUUCUGAUGAAUGUGAAAAAAUCACAGGUCAUUACAGCAAUACAAUGAAAUUAGCUUUGAGAAGUUUUGCUAUGAAAUAUAUUCAAUAUUUACACACACAACACAGAUCACAAUUAACUAACACUCUCAAUAGUGAGAGAUGGAAAACUGCUGAUGUCUCAUAUGAAUUGCAACUUGUAAUAAAUAAGAUUUGUGAAAUUGGAGAAGUACCACCUUCACAGGAGUAUGACGCAGAAGAAAAACCAGCCAGUAAAUAUUUAGUUAUUAAUAAAGAAAAUUAUGCAGUAGUUUACACUGUCCAGGUUUUGAUUAAAAUUUUACUAGAGUACUGUGAUGCAACUACACAGUCUCCUAUUAUAGUGCAAUACAUGGUUCAUUGUAUGGUGGAGCUAAUCAGACUGUUUAAUUCCCGCUGCUGCCAAUUGGUGUUAGGUGCAGGAGCAAUACAGAGUGCAGGCCUUAAGACUAUAUCUACGUCAAAUUUAGCUUUAGUAUCUAGGUCUUUACAAGUGAUAUUAUGGCUUUUACCUUUAAUAAAGUCUUUACUAGAAAAAAUGCAUUCUAAAGAGAUAACAUUAACUGGAUUUUCUAAUAUUGAAAGUGAUUUAGCUAGCCAUAAACAAGAAAUAGAGAUUAAGAUUUGUUUCAUAGUGAGUAAUAUGUUAAGUUCUCAACUAUCAGGAUGGGAUGCCAAACCUCCAGUACCUUCUCAAACAUUCCGAAAUAUUUCUAAACAUUUAGUGAAAUUACAUGAAGCAUUAAUUGAUAUAUUACCUAUUGAACAAAUAAGGACCAUUUAUAAAAGAGUACAUGAUAAUUUUAAAGAUAAAUUGCGAGAGCAAUUGACUAAAAUGAAUAUUGUAGCGAAUGGCAGCCCCCAGCAUGGUGUAGUGACUUCUGAAUUAACAUUUUAUUUACAGACAUUGAAAACGCUUCGAAUUAUAAAUGAAAAUGAUAAUGAGGAUAAUAUUUUAUAUGAUAUUUGGUUACACUAAGGGAUUAUCCAAUAAAUAAUUAUAUAUAAAUAUACCUAAUAAUAGAGGCUAUUUUAGCUUUUUGUACAUAAUAACGAAAAUGACUGCACAGAUUAUAUUAUAGGCCAGAGUUAAUAUAUGUAAAUUAAAUCAUUACCUGCUAAUAAAUAAUUGAGUACUUAUUUUACUUUUAAUCAUUUCUCACAACAACCACGAGCAAGCAAGUAAUAAAACAUGAAUAUUUGUAUGAAAUUAUACGCAUUCGCCUUAUUUAAAGAUAGGUAUAAUUUUACAUUGUUAAAAAAUUAGUCCAGUUUGCUUCUGCAUUUAAUAUACUAAUGUGUAUAUAAGAUUAAAAUCUAUUUCUAUUUACGAUGACAGUGAAGUAUACGUAGCACUCCGCCCGUAAUUCAAGUAUAGUCACUUGUUCCAAUCUACUAUAAAAUAUAUAUUAUAUAUUUAUAUAUGCUAUAUAAUAUGUUACGGUCAAAAAUCAAUAAUAUAUCCAUUAUUCGAUUUUUGUAUAGGAUUAUAUUAUAUAAUUAAAUACUAGCUGUACUCGCGACUUCGUCCGCGU